AUGGAGGGGCCGAGCGGGUCCAGCUUCGGGAUAGACACCAUCCUGUCCGGCGGCAGUUCCGGCAGCCCCGGCGUCAUGAACGGGGACUUUCGGCCGCACGGCGACGGUCGGCCCGCGGAUUUUAGGAGCCAGGCCACGCCGUCCCCCUGCUCGGAGAUCGACACCGUGGGCACGGCACCCUCGUCGCCCAUCUCGGUGAGCAUGGAGCACCCCGAGCCGCACCUGGGGGUGGCGGAGAGCCUCCCGCCGCCGCCGCACCACCUCCACCUCGGCCCGCACCCGCCGCCGCCGAGUUUGCAGCCGUCUCCCCCGCAGCCGCCGCCGCCCCAGCUGGGCUCGGCCAGCUCCGGCCCCAGGACUUCCACCUCCUCUUUUUUAAUUAAGGACAUUUUGGGCGACAGCAAACCGCUGGCGGCGUGCGCACCUUACAGCACCAGCGUCCCCUCUCCCCACCACACCCCCAAGCAGGAGGGCAGCGUGGCCCCGGAGAGCUUCAGGCCGAAACUCGAGCAGGAGGACAGCAAAGCCAAGCUCGACAAGCGCGACGACACGCAGGGCGACAUCAAAUGCCACGGGACAAAGGAGGAGGGCGACCGGGAGAUCACGAGCAGCCGGGACAGCCCGCCGGUGCGGGCCAAGAAGCCGCGGAAGGCGCGGACAGCUUUCUCCGACCACCAGCUCAACCAGCUGGAGCGCAGCUUCGAGCGCCAGAAGUACCUGAGCGUGCAGGACCGCAUGGACCUGGCUGCCGCCCUCAACCUCACCGACACUCAGGUGAAAACCUGGUACCAGAACCGCAGGACGAAGUGGAAGCGGCAGACGGCGGUGGGACUGGAGCUGCUGGCCGAGGCCGGGAACUACUCGGCCCUGCAGAGGAUGUUCCCCUCGCCCUAUUUCUACCACCCCAGCCUGCUGGGCAGCAUGGACAGCACGACGGCGGCCGCGGCCGCCGCGGCCAUGUACAGCAGCAUGUACCGGACUCCCCCCGCGCCGCACCCCCAGCUCCAGCGGCCGCUGGUGCCGCGGGUGCUUAUCCACGGGCUGGGACCCGGCGGGCAGCCGGCCCUCAACCCCCUGGCCAACCCCAUGCCGGGCACCCCGCACCCCCGGUGA
Cygnus atratus (black swan) is the source of this 1113-nucleotide messenger RNA. RefSeq names its product BarH like homeobox 2 (gene BARHL2). Gene Ontology annotation, molecular function: RNA polymerase II transcription regulatory region sequence-specific DNA binding; DNA-binding transcription factor activity, RNA polymerase II-specific. The transcript is spliced from 3 exons. Bases 1 to 1113 code for a protein of 370 amino acids. Lineage: Eukaryota; Metazoa; Chordata; Aves; Anseriformes; Anatidae. The record is from RefSeq and is a predicted model, not a curated record. Gene Ontology annotation, biological process: regulation of transcription by RNA polymerase II. Gene Ontology annotation, cellular component: nucleus.